UUAUCCAAAAUAAGUAACGGAAAAUCACUGGAAUCAUUACUGACGUGUCAUUUUUAAAAUGAAAAAACCAACAGAAUAUUAAUUAAAUUUCCUAAUCAGUUUAUAAAGUGAUAAUAAAUCAAAGUACCUUCAGAUUAGUGACAGAACCCACUUUAGUCAAAACUAUGAUCAUUAUAAACCCAAUAGGCGACAACCUCCAAGUAGGUACCAGGAUUCACUGGGACGAAGCCACCCGAAGCCUGUACUACGUCGACCUCCCCCAGUCAACCAUCUACAGGUACAAACCGGCUUCCAACUUGAUCACAAAAGCGAAAGUUGGAGACCAACCUUUAGCCUUCGCAUUUCCCGUCAAGGGUAAAACGGACCGAUUCAUUGCUGGUCUUGGUCGCAAUAUCGUCAUUCUUAAAUGGGACGGCGAAACUGACAGUGUUUGCCAUUGUACCACCGUUUGCGAGGUCGAUGCACACCCAGAUAAAGCUAAAAAUAGGUUAAAUGGGGCCAAAGUGGACCCUUUCGGCCGCCUAUGGGUGGGCACCAUGGGUCCUCAAGACGAAAAUGGGCUCACUGUGCCCGGUCUUGGUUCGCUGUAUAGUGUGACCAAAGGAAGUUGUACACGCCACUUAAGCAACAUUGGGAUUUCUAACGGUUUGGCUUUUGACGUUGACAACAAAAAAAUGUACUACAUUGAUACGUUGUUCCCCGGCGUGUAUCAGUUUGACUACGAUGGAGAACAUGGGGAAAUUAGUAAUCAGAAAGAACUCUUCACUUUUAAAAAACACGAUAUUCAAGGUUUACCCGACGGGUUAACUAUCGACAGAGAAGGUAAUUUAUGGGUGACAGCACUUCAAAGUGCCUCCAUCAUACACUUUGAUCCAAAAAAAGGCGAAGUGCUGAAGACAAUCCACAUGCCAACACCUCAAGUAACUUCAAUUACUUUUGGCAAUGACAAACUGAACAUACUGUAUGUAACCACAGCCAAAUUACCCAUUGAUGGUAAAAUUCCUGACGAGCCCGCUGGGUGCACUUUUAAAUUGGAAAACGUCCAUAUUAAAGGUGCACCAGGUUAUAGUUACAAAUACAAGGAUGAUGAUGAUCAAGCAGUUUAAACUAGAGGCGCUUUAUUGAAUAUAAUAUGAAUAAAAUAGCAUCUGUACACACCAUAACAAACUAUAUAAACAUUUUAGUUGAUUAGUA
Molecule: messenger RNA, 1194 nt
Organism: Zophobas morio
Lineage: Eukaryota; Metazoa; Arthropoda; Insecta; Coleoptera; Tenebrionidae
Product: regucalcin-like
Exons: 3
Coding region: 165-1106 (313 amino acids)
Biological process (GO): L-ascorbic acid biosynthetic process
Molecular function (GO): gluconolactonase activity; calcium ion binding
Source: RefSeq, a predicted model, not a curated record